AGUUGACGUCAUGACAGCGUGAAGCAUGCCAACUUAUAUUCAGGCAGUGAUACAAAGUCAGGCAGACAGGAUGGGGAGAAAUAAGGCUUUAUGCCUUGUUUUUUUCCUGCUACUUUUAAUUGGGAUAUGUUUCUCUUUGAGCAGCCAGGAUCUGAAUAAAGAUACAGAUGGAGAUGGUCUCAGGGACCAUGUUGAUGAUUUUGACGAUGACAAUGACGGAGUUCCUGAUGUAGAAGAUGACGAUGAUGAUGGUGAUGGAAUCCUGGAUAGAGAGGACCAAGAUUGGUUUGAACAUGAUGAGAUGUAAAGUUAAAGAUGAAAGAGAAGAAAAAGAUGAAGGCUAAGAUUUAAGCUGGAACUAGAACUAUCUAAAAUUAUAACUUUUUUGAAUAUUUUUUAUUCAUAAAUGAUCUAACAGUUUCAAGUUUUCCUUAUUCAAUGUAAUAAAUUUAAAUAUGUAUCUUUAA
Molecule: messenger RNA, 467 nt
Organism: Eurytemora carolleeae
Lineage: Eukaryota; Metazoa; Arthropoda; Copepoda; Calanoida; Temoridae
Product: trigger factor
Exons: 5
Coding region: 26-307 (93 amino acids)
Source: RefSeq, a predicted model, not a curated record